AUGACUAAGGAAUUCAAAUCCAAUAAGAAAGCCUGGGCUGAGUUCUCGGAGCAUCUCAUCAGGCAGGUUGAGCGGGUUGUUCAAUAUAAUUGUCAUUAUGGAGGGGAUCACGUUCUGCCUGCUUGGCAAUCAAGUCUUGAGCAUCUCAAAGAAGUUGCAGAUGUUCAACCCACCCAAGGGAGGAGACAUCCCAGUUUCACAGAGGAUAUGGCAUACAUAGAGGAGCUCAAGGGCAAGUUGAAUGAAGCCAUGGGCACUUUCAAUGCAUGUCAAGGAAAUAUAUCUAAAAGUAGGAUUGAAACCAAGGAGAUUUGUAUAGAGGCUGAUACUACAGUGGCAAAACAAUCCAUGCAUCAAGUAAGUGUUCUGGCAGGGGCACAGGAUAUUCAGAUGGACCAUGCUGUGAUUAUUGCUGCAAAUACUGUCACCUACAACAACAAUGGAAAACUUCCAUACAAAAUCAAUGAGAGGAUGGAAGAAUCAAAGAAAAAUGAAUGGUUGAAAGAAUUGAGGUCUCCAUCACAUAAGCAAAGGGAAAGAUGCAUGCCUGGAACUUGUGUGGAUGUGCUCAGAGACAUCCAAGUGUGGCUUUGUGAUCUCAACAUGCCAAAUAUUCUCUGGCUAUCUGGAAGUCCUGGUUCUGGAAAGACAACAAUUGCUUCAACUGUUGUUGCUGACUUUGAAUCUUUCUCUGGGCAAUUCUUCUUUCACCGUAAUCAGGCUGAGUUUUGUGAUCCAGACAAUCUGUGGAGACACCUUGCUUUGGAUCUUGCACUAGGAAACAAUGCUCUAGGGAAAUCUAUAGCUAAGGCAUUAGAGACACAGAAAGCUAACAUCAGAGGUCUCAAUAUUUCUAAACAGUUUGAGCAUCUGAUUGUCAAACCAGUCCAGGAGGUCUUUCUGAAUAGUGCAGUACCUCUUCUUGUUGUUAUUGAUGCUCUUGAUGAAUGUGAGCAAUAUCAGAAACUUCUACCAUCAUUAAAAUCUUGGUCUUGGCAGCUUCCCAAGUUUCUCAAACUACUCAUCACAAGUCGUCGCUAUCUUGAUAUUCAGAGUACACUGAAUUCUAUUAGUUACCCUAUUAAUCUUUAUACUGGAGAUCAAGUUUCUGAUCAGACCUCUGAUGACCUUGAGCUUUACUUUACUACCAGAUUCUCUGACAUAACUGGAUUGCAAACAUCACUGCAUCUGAAUUGGCCUGGUCCUGAUAAAAUUUCUUUUCUUGUGAGAAAGGCUGCAGGGCUCUAUAUUUGGGCUAAAUCUGCAAUGGACUUUAUCUUGCACAGAGGUGGUGACACUGAAGAAAGGUUGAACAUUAUUUGCUCUGACUACAGUGACAGCAUUGAUGCCAUUGACACAUUGUACCAGCACAUUGUCUUGGUUGCUUUUCAGGGGUUAAGAGAAGAAGAAAAGAAUAAUUUGUCAUCAGUUCUGGCUGCAAUUGUUAUUGCAAAAAACCCACUUCGUGCAAGUGAUAUUGAACAGCUUGUAGGAGUUCAAAAUGCACUGCAAAUAGUGAGUCAACUGAGCCCAGUACUGUUAAUUAGCAAUACUGGCCAUUUGCAUAUCUGCCAUCAAUCAUUCACAGAUUUUCUGCUUGACCAAAAGCGGUCUAAGGCUUUUUGGGUGGAUUUUCAAAAGCAUAGUCUCUGUUUUGCUGGAUCUUGCAUGAGAUAUCUAAGUGCAAAGCUCAGAUUCAACUUUUUUGAUCUGAAAACAUCACAUAUACUAAAUAAGGAUAUUCCAAAUCUGAUGGACCACAUUAAAAAUGUGAAAUCUACUGCUCUAGAUCAUGCAAGCUACUUCUGGGCAAUCUAUCUGCAAAAGUGUCCUGAUGAGGUAUUACAAGAGGAGAUAAUGGUGCAGAUGGAGUAUUUUCUGAUUACCCAUCUUUUACAUUGGCUAGAAAUUAUGAGCCUGAUGGGCUCUGUAAAUCAUGCUGCCCAUUUACUGCUGUUAGCUGAAAAUUGGUGCAGUCCAAUCUCUGAAGCAGCACCACACAUUUACAUCUCAGCAUUGCCAUUUGCACCACAAAAUUCUAAAAUAUCCCUUCAUUUCAUGAAACAUUCUGUAAAGACUUUGAGAAUUGACAAUGGUCAGAUGAAACAGUGGCCAGAUAGAUGCCUUCUGAGAAUAAAGACUAGUAAUGGUCCACUUGCAUAUUCACAUGAUGGCAGGCAUAUUGUCUCUGGAUCUAAUGAAGGAGCUAUUCAUAUCUGGGAUGCUCUCACAGGCCAUAAUGUCAUGGAUCUUGAACGCCAUGCUAACUAUGGUGUUUUGGCAGUUGCAUAUUCUCCUGAUGGGAAACACAUAAUCUCUGAUUCUGGUGACAAUACAAUCAUAGUCUGGGAUGCUUCAACUGGCCAGAGUGUCAUGGAUCCUCUUGAAGGCCACAAUAGCUGGGUUCUCUCAGUUGCAUAUUCUCCUGAUGGGAAACACAUAAUCUCUGGAUCCGAAGAUAAGACAAUCAGAGUCUGGGAUGCUUUCACAGGCCAGAGUGUCAUGGAUCCUCUAAAAGGCCAUGGUAGUCCUGUUAAAUCAGUUGCAUAUUCUCCAAGUGGCAGGCAUAUUGUUCCAGGGUCCUGUGAUUGCACAGUCAGAAUCUGGGAUGCUGGAACAGGUCAGUGUGUGAUGGAUCCACUCAUUGGUCAUGAUGACUGGGUUCAAAGUGUUGCAUAUUCUCCUGAUGGAAUGAAUAUUGUUUCUGGAUCUAAUGAUAAGACAAUUAGAGUCUGGGAUGCUCUAUCUGGUCAGAGUGUAAAGAUUCUUUUUGAAGGCUCUGAUCCCAUCUACACAGUAGCUUUUUCUCUUGAUGGCAAGCAUAUUGUUUGUGCAGCUAAAUACCGCCUAAUUAGAUUCUGGAAUGCUUUGACAAGUCAGUGCAUGUUAAGUCCUCUUGAAGAUGAUGAGGGUUCAGUUUAUAGAGUGGCUUUUUCACCUAAUGGCAAGCAUAUUAUUUCUGGAUCUGGGGGUCAUACAAUCAAAGUAUGGGAUGCUCUAACAGGCCACACUGAGAUAGAUCAUGUAAGAGGCCAUGACUAUGGGAUAACAUCAGUUGCAUUUUCUCCUAAUUGCAAACACAUUGUCUCUGGGUCCAAUGAUGCAACACUCAGAAUUUGGGAUGCUCUGACAGGUCUCAGUGUCAUGGGUCCACUUAAAGGUCAUGACCAUCAGGUUACAUCAGUUGCAUUCUCUCCUGAUGGAAGAUACAUUGCCUCUGGAUCUCGUGAUUGCACAGUCAGAGUCUGGGAUGCUCUAACAGGUCAAUGUGUCAUAGAUCCUCUCAAAGGCCAUGGUAAAGGAGUUGUUUCUGUUGCAUUUUCUCCUGAUGGUAGAUACCUUGCCUCUGGAUCUUGGGAUAUGACAGUCAGAGUCUGGAAUGCACUGACAGGGCAGAGUGUCUUAGAUCCUUUCACAGGUCACACUAGUUGGAUUCAUUCAGUUUCAUUUUCUCCAGAUGGCAAAUUCAUCAUCUCUGGGUCUGAAGAUGAUACAAUCAGAGCAUGGAAUGCCCUGACAGGUCAAAGUGUAAUGAAUCCUCUUAUAUGUCAUAAGUAUGGUGUUAAGUCUGUUGCCUUUUCUCCUGAUGGAAGGUACAUUGUGUCUGGAUCUAGAGAUGACACUGUCAGAGUGUGGGAUUUUAAUGCAGGACAGAGUGUCAUGGAUCCUCUAAAAGGCCAUGGUGAUGUGGUUGAUUCAGUUGCAUUCUCUCCUGAUGGGAGGUACAUUGUUUCUGGUUCUGAUGACAAAACAAUUAGACUCUGGGAUGCUGAAACAGGUUACAGUUUGGGAGAUCCAUUCAAAGGCCAUUAUGCAGCUGUUCUAUCAGUUGUCUUUUCACCUGAUGGCAGGCAUAUCGCUUCUGGAUCUUCAGACAAUACCAUCAGACUCUGGGAUGCUCAUGGAGGCUGCAUAGACUUAAAUCCCUCAUCUCCUUCAGUUACAUUGUCAUCCACAUUCUUGCCAUCUGGAGUUAUAAAUGUUAAUGACACUGAUACCCAUGACAGUGUAUCUCACAUUUUCAAGAGUAAACCUGUUGUUUUUUAUCCCUCUCCAGGACUUAAAUCUAAUAAUUGGAUCAUUGGAGAAGAUUUCAAAUCAUAUCUCUUCUGGGUGCCACCACACAAUAAACAUGGUUUAUUUUUUCCAAGAGCAGUCAAUGUACUGGGCAGCACUCCAACUAUACUUGAUUUUAGUAACUUUGUCCAUGGUACAAAUUGGACUCAAUGUUAUUCACCAGCCUUAUAA
This is a messenger RNA of Laccaria bicolor S238N-H82, 4248 nucleotides long. RefSeq lists its product as uncharacterized. NCBI's taxonomy places the organism in Eukaryota, Fungi, Basidiomycota, Agaricomycetes, Agaricales, Hydnangiaceae. The record is from RefSeq and is a predicted model, not a curated record. The transcript has 9 exons. Gene Ontology annotation, molecular function: protein binding. Bases 1 to 4248 code for a protein of 1415 amino acids.